GUAACCCUUUCUUCUUCUUCUUCUCUCUCACUGUCAACCCUAAUUCAUUUCAAUCCUUCAGUAUCAUGCACACAUAAAAUUUUGUUUGUUCCCACUUGUUAUAUCUAUAUCUCUAUAUAGGACUUACGAGAAACCCGACACUAUAUUAUUGCCUUUCGUGGAUCAUUGGCAAGUCAUGUUUCGUGGAUCAUUGGCAAGUCAUGUUUAUCCUGUUUGCCAACAAACUGAGAUUCAGAUACCCUUUAAAAAUCCCACUUUUAGGUCUCCUUUGUUGUGUACACACUCGUUCCUUGUGUCCUUAUGUGAAACCCAUCAAUUGGAACACCUCCCACAGCUUCGUUCGAAACAACCCUCUCCUUUCUCUCUUAGAAAGGUGUCAGUCCUUGCUCCAGUUGAAGCAAAUCCAGGCCCAGAUGAUCCUGACUGGCUUCAUUAACGACAGCUUUGCCGCAAGUCGUCUUGUUACAUUCUGUGCUUUAUCUGAAUCGCAGGCCCUUGAGUAUUGUACCAAGAUCUUGUAUUGGAUCCCAGAACCAAAUGUAUUUUCUUGGAAUGUGACAAUUAGGGGAUUUGUGGAAAGUGGGGACUUAGAAGGAGCUGUUUUGUUGUACAAGAGAAUUUUGCAAUCUGGUGUUACGAAACCAGAUAAUCAUACUUAUCCUUUCUUGCUCAAGGCUUGCUCUUUCCCAUCUAUGAAUUGUGUUGGUUAUACAGUACUUGGACAUGUGUUGAAGUUUGGAUUUGAAUUUGAUAUAUUUGUGCACAAUGCAUCAAUAACUAUGUUACUCUCGUAUGGAGAGUUGGAGGCAGCGUAUGAUGUGUUCAACAAUGGUUGUGUGAGAGACUUGGUAACAUGGAAUGCCAUGAUUACGGGAUGUGUUAGAAGAGGGCUAGCUAAUGAGGCUAAAAAACUCUAUCAGGAAAUGGUGGGAGAGAAAGUGAAACCAAAUGAGAUUACGAUGAUUGGGAUUAUUUCUUCUUGUUCUCAACUGCAGGAUUUGAAUCUCGGUAGAAAAUUUCAUCUUUAUGUCACAGAACAUGGCAUUGAGUUGACAAUCCCACUCAGUAAUGCACUUAUGGACAUGUAUGUCAAGUGUGGAGACCUGUUGGCUGCACGAAUUCUAUUUGAUAAAAUGGCACACAAGACCAUUGUUUCAUGGACGACAAUGGUUUUGGGGUAUGCUAGAUUUGGUUUUCUGGAUGUCGCUCGGGAGCUUUUGUAUAAAAUUCCAGAAAAGAGUGUUGUGCCUUGGAAUGCAAUCAUCAGUGGCUGUGUCCAAGCUAAGAAUAGUAAAGAGGCCCUGGCUCUGUUCCAUGAAAUGCAAAUUAAGAAAAUCAAACCUGAUAAAGUUACCAUGGUUAACUGUUUGUCUGCAUGCUCACAACUAGGAGCACUUGACGUAGGAAUAUGGAUUCACCAUUAUACUAAAAGGCAUAGUAUUUCUCUCGAUGUUGCAUUGGGAACUGCACUAGUUGACAUGUAUGCUAAGUGUGGAAAUAUUGCAAAGGCUCUCCAGGUUUUCCAAGAGGUUCCUCAAAAGAAUUGUUUGACCUGGACAGCCAUUAUUUGUGGUUUAGCACUUCAUGGGAAUGUCUGGGAUGCUAUAUCCUAUUUCUCAGAAAUGAUCCGUAGUGGCUUAAGACCUGAUGAGAUCACUUUUCUUGGUGUCUUAUCAGCUUGUUGUCAUGGAGGUUUAGUUGAAGAAGGCCGAAAAUACUUUUCCCAAAUGAGCUUUAACUUUAAUAUAACUCCUCAGCUUAAACACUACUCGUGCAUGGUGGAUCUUUUAGGAAGGGCUGGUCAUUUGGAGGAAGCAGAAGAGCUUAUUAGAAAUAUGACAAUAGCAGCAGAUGUUGCUGUGUGGGGUGCUUUAUUCUUUGCAUGUCGUGUUCAUGGUAAUGUUUUAAUAGGAGAGAGGGCAGCUUUGAAACUUCUUGAGAUGGAUCCUCAAGAUAGUGGUAUUUAUGUUUUGCUUGAUACUAUGUACAGUGAGGCAAAAAUGUGGAAGGAGGCAAGGAACGCAAGAAAUAUAAUGAAGAAGAGAGGAGUAGAAAAGAUUCCUGGUUGCAGCUCAAUUGAAAUCAAUGGCAUUGUGCACGAGUUUGUGGCAAAGGAUGUGUUACAUCCACAGAUCAUGCUCCAUUGUGAAAUUCGGAUGUGA
Molecule: messenger RNA, 2162 nt
Organism: Vigna angularis (adzuki bean)
Lineage: Eukaryota; Viridiplantae; Streptophyta; Magnoliopsida; Fabales; Fabaceae
Product: pentatricopeptide repeat-containing protein At2g22410, mitochondrial
Exons: 1
Coding region: 201-2162 (653 amino acids)
Biological process (GO): RNA modification
Molecular function (GO): protein binding; RNA binding
Source: RefSeq, a predicted model, not a curated record